CACACACGGACCCUUCAAUCACCACAACAAAACAAAAACCAAAACAAAAGAAAAGUCUAAUCAAAAGCUCCAUAAUGCCUAUAUAAAACCACCAUUGCAUCUCUCUCUCUCACCACUUCAUCUCCUCCAAGAAACCUUUCAUUUCAACACACAAAAGACAUCAUCUUUCCUGGUGGGAAGCGCCAACAAAAAUGGAGCAAAAACCCCACAUAGCCUUACUUCCCACACCCGGCAUGGGUCACCUCAUCCCACUCGCCGAGUUCGCCAAGCGACUCGUCCUGACUCACAACUUCUCCGCAACCUUCUUGAUCCCAACCGACGGCCCGUUGCCCAAAGCCCAGAAAUCCUUUCUUGAAUCUCUCACCCCCGCCGGCAUAUCGCACGUCCUCCUUUCUCCGGUCAACUUCGACGACUUGCCCGACGACGUUCGGAUCGAGACCCGUAUCUCCCUCUCCGUGACCCGCUCCCUCCCUUCCCUCCGCGACCAGAUAAAAUCACUCGUUUCGGGUCACCGGGUCGUCGCCUUAGUCGUUGAUCUAUUCGGUACCGAUGCUUUUGACAUAGCUAUGGAAUUCCAAAUCUCUCCCUAUAUUUUCUUCCCAUCCACGGCCAUGGCCUUGUCAUUAUUCCUUUACUUGCCGGAGCUUGAUUCCUCUGUUUCUUGCGAGUAUAGAGAUUUACCCGGCCCGGUUCGGAUUCCGGGUUGCAUACCGAUCCACGGGAAGGACUUGCUGGACCCGGUUCAGGACCGAAAGGAUGAGGCCUAUAAAUGGGUUAUUCAUCACACAAAACGGUACGGUUUGGCUGAGGGUAUUAUGGUCAAUAGCUUCAAGGAAUUGGAAGGUGGGGCAAUUGGCGCUUUGCAAGAGAAAAAACCCGGAAAACCGCCCGUUUACCCGAUUGGGCCACUCAUACAGAUGGAUUCGGGUAGCGGGGACGACGGGUCGGGUUGUUUGAGUUGGUUGGAUAAUCAGCCACCUAGCUCUGUUUUGUUUAUCUCGUUUGGGAGUGGUGGGACCCUCUCACAUGAUCAGCUCAAUGAGCUUGCCUUGGGGUUGGAAAUGAGUGAACAAAGAUUCAUAUGGGUUGUUAGAAGUCCAAGUGACACAGCUGCUUAUUCCAGUUUCUUCACUGUUCAAAGCAAAACUGACCCUUCUGCAUUUUUACCAAAAGGGUUUGUAGACAGGACCAAGGGGUAUGGCCUACUGGUGCCAUCUUGGGCACCACAGGCUCAAAUCCUUAGCCAUCGCUCGACCGGAGGGUUCUUAACCCACUGCGGUUGGAACUCGACGUUAGAAAGCGUGGUUCAUGGCGUUCCGUUAAUCGUUUGGCCACUUUAUGCAGAGCAGAAGAUGAAUGCUGUGAUGUUGAUCGAGGAUGUAAAAGUGGCGUUGCGGCCGAAGGUUGGUGAAAACGGUAUAGUUGGGCGUGUUGAGAUUGCCAAAGUCGUGAAGGGUCUAAUGGAAGGGGAGGAAGGGAAGCAAGCUCGAACCCGAAUGAGAGACCUAAAAGACGCCGCGGAAAGGGUUCUAAGCGCUGACGGGUCUUCAACAAGGUCGCUUGCUGAGUUGGCACAGAAGUGGAAGAACAAGAUUAGUAAUGAAAAUUGAUUAGGUUAAGUCAUUAGUGUCUGUCUACAUGUUGGCUCUAUUUCUUUCUCCUUCUUGUUUUUUUUUUUUUUAAUUUCUCCCCAUUGUCAUAAGGCCUUGUACAAGCUUGUAUGCUCUUUAUUGGUAUUGAAGUGGCAUUUAUUUUUA
This is a messenger RNA of Rhododendron vialii, 1757 nucleotides long. RefSeq names its product hydroquinone glucosyltransferase. NCBI's taxonomy places the organism in Eukaryota, Viridiplantae, Streptophyta, Magnoliopsida, Ericales, Ericaceae. The transcript has a single exon. Gene Ontology annotation, molecular function: UDP-glycosyltransferase activity. The record is from RefSeq and is a predicted model, not a curated record. Bases 192 to 1610 code for a protein of 472 amino acids.